Molecule: messenger RNA, 1179 nt
Organism: Pelodiscus sinensis (Chinese soft-shelled turtle)
Lineage: Eukaryota; Metazoa; Chordata; Testudines; Trionychidae
Source: RefSeq, a predicted model, not a curated record
GCGAGUUGGCCUCGGGGGGUCGUUAACGCUGCGGGGGUGCCGUGCGGGUGACUGUCGCUUGCUGCCGGGCGAGGGACGCGUGUAGGGUUCUGUUGCGUCACUUGCACAAAAUGUGCAGGAUUUUCAAAUAUUGUGCCCAGGAACUGUCAUUGCUCGGGCUGUGGGGGAGGAGUGUGUGUGUGGGGUGCGUGCUCGGGCCGUGUGCGGUGGGGGAGGUGUCAGGCCAUGUUGGUUGGUGUGUGUGUGCUUGGGCUGUGUUGGUUGGUGUGUGUGUGUGCUUGGGCUGUGUGGGGUGGGUUGUGUGUCUCUGGCCGUAUGGGUUGGGGGGGUGUGCUCAGGCCGUGUGGGGUAGGAGAUGUGUGUCAGGUCGUGUGGGUUGGAGUGUGUGUGUGUGCUUGGGCUGUGUGGGGUGGGUUGUGUGUCUCUGGCCGUAUGGGUUGGGGGGGUGUGCUCAGGCCGUGUGGGGUAGGAGAUGUGUGUCAGGUCGUGUGGGUUGGAGUGUGUGUGUGUGCUUGGGCUGUGUGGGGUGGGUUGUGUGUCUCUGGCCGUAUGGGUUGGGGGGGUGUGCUCAGGCCGUGUGGGGUAGGAGAUGUGUGUCAGGUCGUGUGGGUUGGAGUGUGUGUGUGUGCUUGGGCUGUGUGGGGUGGGUUGUGUGUCUCUGGCCGUAUGGGUUGGGGGGGUGUGCUCAGGCCGUGUGGGGUAGGAGAUGUGUGUCAGGUCGUGUGGGUUGGAGUGUGUGUGUGUGCUUGGGCUGUGUGGGGUGGGUUGUGUGUCUCUGGCCGUAUGGGUUGGGGGGGUGUGCUCAGGCCGUGUGGGGUAGGAGAUGUGUGUCAGGUCGUGUGGGUUGGAGUGUGUGUGUGUGCUUGGGCUGUGUUGGUUGGUGUGUGUGUGUGCGUGCGCAUGCUUGGGCCAUGUGUGUUGGGGUGUGUGUGUGCUCAGACUGUGUGGGGCAGGCUGUGUGUGUCAGGCCAUGUCAGCUGGGGUAUGUGUGUGUUUGGGCACUGUGGGGCGGGGUGUGUAUGUCAGGCUGUGUGGGUUGGGGUGUAUGUGUCAGGCCUUGUAAGGCGGGGGAGGGGUGUCAGGCCAUGUGUAUUGGAGUCUGUGUGUCAGGCCAUGUGAGGCGGGGCGCGUGUCAGACCGUGUAAGGUGGGGUGUGUGUGUCAGGCCAUGUGUGUUGGG